Molecule: messenger RNA, 1122 nt
Organism: Harmonia axyridis
Lineage: Eukaryota; Metazoa; Arthropoda; Insecta; Coleoptera; Coccinellidae
Product: methyltransferase-like protein
Exons: 4
Coding region: 167-1120 (317 amino acids)
Molecular function (GO): tRNA (cytidine-N3)-methyltransferase activity
Source: RefSeq, a predicted model, not a curated record
UUAUAUGUUGUGUUCAAAAAAUAAAGGUAAAAGAAAAUACUAAAUGUGGUAUAGUUCUGAGCCAACGUGAUUUCAAUAUUAUAGUCCUUUAUUUGUAAUAAAGUUAUGGAAAGUGAUUUGUCUAAGGGACCUCAAUUUGGGAAUCGCCAUUUAACAGAAGAAGAUAAUGUUUUCGAGCAUAAUGCAUGGUAUGAGAACUUCUUUUAAACUAAUUCAGAAACGAUUCUACUAUUCAAAUACUAGAAAUAGGAAAAAACCUAAGUAUGGCACCAGAUUUCUGAAAGACAAGACACAAGUAUACGAAUUCAAUGCAUGGGAUGAUGUAGAGUGGGAUGAGGAACAGGAGAAAGAAGCUCAAAGGAAAGUGAGUGAAAAUGGGAAAAUUUCUUUAUCAAAAGAGGCAAUAGAUAAGUAUGAUUUGGAGGCAAAUCAAUUUUGGGAUAAAUUCUAUAAUAUUCACACCAACCGUUUCUUCAAAGAUCGACACUGGUUGUUCACAGAAUUUCCGGAGUUAUCAGACUCACCUACCUCAGAAAACAAGAAAAAAAUUUUUGAAAUUGGAUGUGGAGUAGGAAACACAAUCUUUCCAAUACUGAAAUAUUCAAAAAAUAAGGAUUUAUUUGUUUAUGGAUGUGAUUUUUCUGCAACAGCGAUCAAUUUAUUGAAGGAAUCAGAAGAAUAUGACACAAAAAGAUGUGAAGUAUUUGUAGAAGAUGCAUCGAAAGAUAUUUGGGAAGUUCCAUUUGAAGAGAAUAGCAUUGAUAUCAUAGUUUUGAUAUUUGUACUAUCAGCUUUGAAACCAGAUAGGUUCCAAGCUGUCGUGGAUAAUAUCUACAAAUACUUGAAACCUGGUGGUGUAGUAUUAUUUCGAGAUUAUGGCAGAUAUGAUCUUGCACAAUUAAGAUUCAAACCAGGGAAGUGUCUCUCAGAAAAUUUUUAUGUAAGAGGAGAUGGAACAAGGGUUUACUUCUUCUCACAAGAGGAAAUCAGGUCAUUGUUUGACGAAUCAAGAUUCAAAGAGGAAGAAAAUAGGGCUGAUCGAAGGUUACAAGUAAAUAGGGGCAGAUUAUUGAGAAUGUAUAGAGUGUGGAUACAAGCCAAAUAUAGAAAAAUUGAAUAAAU